GAUACAGCUAGUACAAGUGCAGGAAGAAAACAAGGACGAUGGAUUUCUGCAACAACUUUUCCACUGUCUCGGCCGUUUGCAUCGCGCUAAUGUCCUUUGGCUUCUUCACACGAGUUUCCCACCAACUCUCCGUCGAUUUCUACUCCAUGUCCUGUCCACAACUGGAGCAGCUAGUCUUCUCGGUCACCUCGCAACGGUUCAAAGAAGCUCCGGUCUCCGCGCCUUCAACCAUUCGGCUCUUCUUCCACGACUGCUUCGUAGAGGGCUGCGAUGCGUCGAUUCUGAUAAGUGGCCCUGGCUCGGAGAGAGAGGCUGUCGACAACGAGGAUCUGGCGCCGGAGGCGUUCGAGAGCGUCGGCACGGCGAAGGCGGUGGUGGAGUCCAAGUGCCCGGGAGUCGUCUCCUGUGCUGACAUUCUCGCCAUUGCUGCCAGAGACUUCGUUUUUCUGGCUGGUGGUCCAAAAUAUCCAGUGAAGAAAGGAAGAAGAGACGGGAGAGCCUCCCUCGCAUCCGAGGUGAAGAACAACCUACCUCGUUCUAAUUCAACAGUGGAUGACCUCCUCAAGUUGUUCGCUAGCAAAGGGCUCAACAAGACGGACCUAGUUGCACUCUCCGGGGCUCACACGAUUGGAUUCGCACACUGUAGACAGUUUGUACCAAGGCUCUACAACUACAACCAUACCAACCGGCCGGACCCACUGAUCGAACCCAGGCUCCUCAAGGCUCUACAGAUGUUGUGCCCUCGGACCGGCGGCAACACCGACGUGGUCGCGCCCUGUGACGUUACGACACCUUUCAAUUUCGACAACGUGUACUACAAGAAUUUAGAGGCAAACAUGAGCUUAUUGGCAAGCGACCAAGCACUCUUCCUGGACCCAAGGACUAGAGGGCUCGUCCGGAUGCUGGGGAAGCAUAUGGUUACGUUCUUUGAUGCUUUCACACAAGCCAUGGAUAAGAUGGGAAGCAUAGGAAUUAAAUUGGGAAACGAAGGAGAGAUUAGGAGGAACUGCAGUAGACAUAACUAAUCAUAAAAGGAUUCGAAUUUGUACUCAUUUGACUUUAUUUUUGUUUUUGUGGUGACUUUGAGUCUUUUGUAUGUCAUAUGCUAUUUUUCUUGUCCUAUUUCAGCUUUUAAGGGCAGUCAUGGAUAUUUCAUAAAAUAAAUAAAUAGUUUUCACCUCAGAA
Messenger RNA from Nymphaea colorata (pocket water lily), 1185 nucleotides. RefSeq names its product peroxidase 19-like. The record is from RefSeq and is a predicted model, not a curated record. Lineage: Eukaryota; Viridiplantae; Streptophyta; Magnoliopsida; Nymphaeales; Nymphaeaceae. Gene Ontology annotation, molecular function: peroxidase activity; heme binding. Gene Ontology annotation, biological process: hydrogen peroxide catabolic process; response to oxidative stress. Bases 39 to 1025 code for a protein of 328 amino acids. The transcript has 3 exons.